Molecule: messenger RNA, 914 nt
Organism: Rhizophagus irregularis DAOM 181602=DAOM 197198
Lineage: Eukaryota; Fungi; Glomeromycota; Glomeromycetes; Glomerales; Glomeraceae
Source: RefSeq, a predicted model, not a curated record
GUCAUUCAUUCGAUUCAUCAAUCAUAUCAAGUAUUAAUAGAUUCUGAUGAAGGUUUUAAAAAAAUUUUUCAAUCACAAAAAUCAGAGUUUACGAAUUAUUUAUCAAUCAUGGAUAAAACUCUUAUGGAUUUAUUGAUCAUUUUAUUUGAUGUGAUUGAUGAGGAAAAAUAUGAAAGACUUCAACGACGACUCGAACAAUUUGUUAUAGCUGCGGAAGAUUUAAUGAGAAUUGUUAUGCUUAUUAAUAAUGAAUGUAAUAAAGAAUUAGAAAAAUUAGAAGAUCAAAAGCAAGAUUUAUCAUGUAAAUUAUAUGCCGCUGCUAUUACAAUCGGAAUUACUGCGUUUGUUAUAGGUGGAUAUAUGUAUAAUAAAAAGAGUUUCGGAAGUAAAGAUUACGAAAAAUAUGAGAAAUGGAUCGGAAAAGCAGCAAUAUAUGCUACAGGAGCAACAACGACAGCAGUUAUGUAUAAUGCGUGUUCGACUAGAUCAAAAUUACAAAAUUCUAUAGAAAAACAUACGAGUAUACUUGAACAAUUACAAUCAGCGUAUAAAGAAUUAAGAAAUUGGAAAAUUCUUGGUAAAAGAUAUAUUCAAAAAGAUAUUGAUGACAUGAAUAAUAAUAGGAUGACCUUGAUUGAUGAAUUUGUUAGAAUUAGAAGUCAAUGUAAAUGUCUUGGUGAAAUUUUUAAUUCAUUAGAUGAUGAUAAAAAAUGAGGAAGUCGGUAAAAGUUGAAAUUGUAUAUUAAAAAUACGAACUCAAAAGAAAAGAAAAAAAUAGUAGCUAUACGUAACAAGUCUUAACACGAUUUUUUUUUUUAUUUUAUAUAUCGGAUAUGUAAGUGUAUGUAUAAUUAAUAUAAGUAAACAAUAUAUAUCGGAUUGUAUGUUGUAUAAAUAAUAAAAUAUUUAUUUUA